GGUUCAAUCGUUAAAGGUGAUUUAAAAUUAGAGUUCAUAAAAUGAGUAAUGGUGAUUAUAACCCCAUAUUAACGCGAAAAAAUCGUACUGAACUAUUUACUAUUGAUGAGUGCAAGGAGAUUUUAGACAAUUUAUUGGCCGAUAACAACGAGCAAGGGGUUUUAAUUAAUUUUGAAAUAAAGCCGGCCACUGAACAUGUGGGUUUCUUGGGUGAAUACUUUCACUUGUACCUCCGCUAUCAGUUGAAUAAUCAGAAAUAUGAACAAACCUCUCGAUUGUUUGUCAAGUCGGUAAUCUUUCAAAAUGCCAAUAUGGAAUUCUAUAUGGAGAAAAUGGGGCUCAUUAAAAAGGAGAUAAAGCUUUAUGAAUUGUUGUUAAACAAAUUGAAGAAGUUUUCUUCCCAUGUUUGGUGUGCCAAAUGCUAUUUUACUCGCAAUGAUUUGUUUGUAAUGCAAAAUGUAGAGGAUAUGGGCUAUGUGGCUUUGCCCUCGGGAACUCGCUUUCUAAGUGAAAAUCAACUGAGUCCCAUUCUGAAAUCCUUGGCCACUUUGCAUGCUAGUAGUAUUGCCUACGAAAAAGAGCAGGGAAAAACAAUUGGAGUCGAGUUUAGGGAGUCCCUGAAAGAAAUCUCCGUAGAUCCGGAUGUUGAAUGGUACACCACGGGUUUAAGGGCUGUUUUGGCGGUAACUGCCACUCAUCCUGAUGUAAGGGAUUCUGCUGAAGCCCAGGAAUUCAUAGCCAAGGAGCUGCCCAGAAUUUUGGAUAGGGUUUACUAUAUGGUUAAUCCCUCGCCAGUUCAUCGGAAUGUUUUUGUGCAUCGCGAUGCCUGGGGAGCUAAUGUCUUCUAUCACAAGGAGCAGCCUGAAGAGAAAAGAUCUAUUCUGGUGGACUUCCAACUUUGCAGAUAUGCUCCACCUGCCACGGACUUUCAUUUGGCAACCUUUCUUAAUCUGGAACCCAAAAAUCGUAAAAAAAUGAUGGAUCAACUGAUCCAUACUUAUUAUAAUGCACUGACUGAAGAACUCCUAGAAAUGGGCAUCGAUGCCGAUCGGAAACAACUUAGCAAACAGGAAUUUGAGCAAUCUCUGAAGGACUUUGCUUUAUUUGGAGUGACCUACAAUUGCAUAGCUGCCACUAUUCUCCGUCUGCCCGAUAAUUAUCUGAAAAACUUGAAGGACGAACGCCCAGCGGAUUUUCAUCGGUUUUGCAAUGUGGAUCGCACGGAGGAUGUUCUGCGUUUGAUGAAAGAUUAUCCAGAAUUUGCUGAUUAUAUGUACGAAUGUGUGGGCGAUUUAUUGGAACUGACAUAUCAUAAACAGAACUGAUUAAACGUCAUUAUCUCGCA
Molecule: messenger RNA, 1345 nt
Organism: Drosophila ficusphila
Lineage: Eukaryota; Metazoa; Arthropoda; Insecta; Diptera; Drosophilidae
Exons: 3
Coding region: 42-1325 (427 amino acids)
Source: RefSeq, a predicted model, not a curated record